AUGGAAGACGUCGAGAAGCUGGAGAAACUGAACUCAACAACUCCAGCGUCCACAUCAACGGCAGAGGAAUCGAAAUCAACUCAACAGCAGAAAUCAACGGCAUCAGCUAACGUCAACAACCAUCGGAUCGGUGCACAUGAGAAAAUCAACGAGAAUCAUCCAUCAUCAUCCAUCAUCAACAAUCAACGGCAUUCAACACAACCAUCUGUGCUGCUAGUAACGGCACUAGUAAAAGCAGCAUCACCACGAGGAUACUCGAUCGAUGCCAGGGUGUUAAUCGAUCAAGGCUCGGAAAUAUCGUUCAUCACCGACAAUCUAGUCCAUCAACUCCACCUGAAACGAGCACAUUCAACGCUCGAACUAAUCGGAAUCGGUGGAACACCUUCAAGGACAACGAGAGGAGUCGUGUCAGUCGUGCUUCAAUCAAAUAUGGGAAAUCAACGAGUUGAAAUCACCGCACACAUAUUGAAAAAACUCACCACACGACUGCCAUCAUUCUCAUGCUCAACGACGCGAAUCGGCUCACUACAGGAUUUUCAACUGGCCGAUCCAGAUUAUCUAAAGCCUGGACCAAUCGAUAUCAUCAUCGGAUCAGACAACUAUGGGCGGAUCAUCAAAGAAAAAGUCAUCAAGUCAACAUCAACUCAACUAGUUGGCCAACAAACAGCAUUUGGUUUGAUAAUAUCAGGUCCAAUCAAUUGCCACAGCUGUUCACCGAGAAUCUCCUCAACUGCAGUACGGAAUUCCGCGAACGAACAGCUACUCGAGCUUCUCCAAAAAUUCUGGGUCCAGGAAGAAAUCAACAAUUCAAUGGAGUGCCAUGAGCUAUCACCAGAGGAUCACCAGUGCGAGAUGCACUUCAAAUCAACGCACUCAAGAGACGAGACGGGGCGCUAUGUUGUGAGGCUCCCCCUGAAAACCUCAGCAACAGCCCUCGGCGACUCGAGGCUCAAAGCAACACGUCAACUACACUCGGUAAUGAGACGUCUACAAAAAGAUGAGGCGCAUUCAGCCCUCUACAAAGCCUUCAUCAACGAGUAUCAACAGUUAAAUCACCUUCAAGAAGCACCAGAGACUCCAGAACCAUCCCCAGCCUAUUAUCUACCGCACCAUGGGGUUCUGAGAGACGAUGCAGUCACCACAAAACUGAGAGUCGUAUUCAACGGCUCCAGUGCAAGCUCAACAGGAAUAUCGUUAAAUGACAUUCCCUAUCCCGGAGAAAAACUGCAAGUGGAUGCAGUCAACGUCCUCACAUGGGUGAGGAAACACCAGUUCGUUUCGCACGAGGGUGGCGAAAUUUUAAAAUUGUUCCUGAACGUAAUAUCCAACUGA
Molecule: messenger RNA, 1332 nt
Organism: Fopius arisanus
Lineage: Eukaryota; Metazoa; Arthropoda; Insecta; Hymenoptera; Braconidae
Exons: 2
Coding region: 1-1332 (443 amino acids)
Source: RefSeq, a predicted model, not a curated record